Neoarthrinium moseri is the source of this 1386-nucleotide messenger RNA. RefSeq lists its product as uncharacterized. Gene Ontology annotation, cellular component: UDP-N-acetylglucosamine transferase complex. The record is from RefSeq and is a predicted model, not a curated record. Gene Ontology annotation, biological process: dolichol-linked oligosaccharide biosynthetic process. The transcript is spliced from 4 exons. NCBI's taxonomy places the organism in Eukaryota, Fungi, Ascomycota, Sordariomycetes, Amphisphaeriales, Apiosporaceae. Bases 1 to 1386 code for a protein of 461 amino acids.
AUGUCAGGCCAGCCUGCCGCUUUUGCCGAGCCUCCUUUGGCAGAGGCUUCGACUGUCGACAGUCGAAACCCAAUAUCCCCACGCCAUCGUCGAGUUCACACAAGUUUAGAAACAGAUUCUGCACACAAUGAUGCCGAGACCAUCAACUUGACAAAAUCACAACCACCGUCAGUUUCUGCCAAGUCAGCAACAACACACUCUGGUGACAAGAUGGCUGAAAUAAAGAACGUUUCGCACCCGUUCGACGUCCACGGCGUGAUCGUCCCGGACAUCAUCCAGAGAGACCACUUCGGUCCCCUGCACUUCGGCCCCGUUCGCGGACCUUUCGUCUUUCUCCAACUGCUGGCUCAGGUCAUGAUGGGUGUCUGGCCAAUGCUUGCAUUCAUCACCGUCCCCUUCAUGGCCUUCGCCAUGGCCCUGGUCUAUGCCCAAGGUGUUACACUUCUUCUCGCCUAUGCUCGUCUUCACGCAAGUAUCCUCCGAGGCUAUGCUCACCGCGUCUUUGGCCCGCUCCGCUUCUUGUUCGUCUUGGGUCUGUUUACCAUGAUGGGCUCCGUCACUAUGGCAUGGUACCUAGUCUUCACCACAUUCUACUGGCUGGGUUUGGCCAACUGCUGUACUGCAAUCUACUGGAUCUGUUGGCUCUGGAUUCGACACAAUGCGAUCAAAAUAGGCCGCCCUGAGUUCGAUGACAUAGUGGUAAGUUCCAUUAAGGCAGCUCGUCUGGUUCGUGAGAAGCUGUCUUUCGAUGCCGCCAGUCUCGUGCUCUUUGCUGGCUCCGGUGGCCACACUAGAGAGAUGAUCAACAUCAUGGAGUCGUACGCACCGUGGGACAAAUCUACUUACCGCCUCUGGCUCAUCAGCGAGGGUGACGCAUAUUCCAGGUCUGAGAUCCAACGUUUCGAGGAUAGACGUGCGGCCCUCAAGAGACGCCAGGGGGUGUUUCCUGGUCCAUUCAUCAUCCACGAGAUCGCGCGGGCCCGAUACGUCCACCAGAGCUUCUUGACGUCCCCUUUCACCGCCCUCCUCUCGGCAUUCGACGCUUACGGAGCCCUCACCAGAGGUCUUCCGUUCACUCUCCGCGAAAGUCCGCUCUACUUUCCCGAGGUCAUCUGCCUCAACGGCCCCGGUUCUGCCCUCGUCCUCGCACUGGUCUCGCACAUUCUCAAGCUAGUCGGCGUGAUUCCUGUUGAUCGAUGCCGAGUCAUCUACGUCGAGACCUUCACCCGCGUGCGCGCGUUGAGCAUGACCGGCAAGAUCAUGUACCACCUCGGCCUUGCGGAUGCCUUCAUCGUGCAGCACACUGAUCUGAUCAAGAAGUACGGUCUCCACUGCGAGGUGCUCUUUACCGCGCGCCAGGCAGCGAUCACGGCCACCGAAAACUAA